CUGCCUUAGACGCUCGGUUGGAAUGGCCCUGUUUUAAAGUUCCUGGGCAAAGAGCGGAGCGACCCGGCCAACCCCUUGGAAAGGGGCCAAGAUCCAACUCAAAGAGAAGAUAUUUUCACUCUUUACAUACAAGCAGCUUACGUGCCACCCCGGAGAUAAGGCGCAGCACUUAAGAACCAAGGUCUUUGCUGCUCGAUAACGUCGGAAAAUAAGGAAAAUGGCGGAGCCGGACAAAUUAAACAUCGACUCUAUAAUUCAACGUCUUCUGGAAGUCAAAGGCUCUCGGCCAGGGAAGAAUGUGCAGCUCACAGAAAACGAGAUCCGUGGCCUUUGCCUCAAGUCCCGCGAAAUCUUUCUGAGCCAGCCAAUCCUGCUGGAGCUCGAGGCUCCCCUUAAAAUCUGCGGCGACGUCCAUGGACAGUACUACGAUCUGCUGCGGCUCUUCGAGUACGGAGGUUUCCCUCCAGAAAGCAACUACCUGUUCCUGGGGGACUACGUGGACAGAGGGAAGCAGUCGCUAGAAACCAUCUGCCUCCUUUUAGCCUACAAGAUCAAAUACCCAGAGAACUUUUUCCUGCUCCGUGGAAACCACGAGUGCGCCUCUAUCAACCGAAUCUACGGCUUUUACGACGAGUGUAAGCGACGGUAUAACAUUAAGCUGUGGAAGACCUUCACAGACUGCUUUAACUGUUUACCAGUGGCUGCCAUUGUAGAUGAGAAGAUCUUCUGCUGUCAUGGAGGUCUCUCCCCUGACCUGCAGUCGAUGGAGCAGAUCCGCAGAGUAAUGCGACCCACAGACGUGCCGGACCAGGGUCUGCUGUGCGACCUGCUGUGGGCGGAUCCGGACAAAGACGUGCUGGGCUGGGGCGAGAACGACCGCGGCGUCUCCUUUACGUUCGGUGCAGAUGUGGUGGCCAAAUUUUUGCACAAACAUGACAUGGACCUAAUAUGCAGGGCACAUCAGGUGGUUGAAGAUGGUUAUGAGUUUUUCGCAAAGCGGCAGCUGGUUACUCUAUUCUCCGCCCCCAACUACUGCGGCGAGUUCGACAAUGCUGGUGCUAUGAUGAGCGUGGACGAGACGCUCAUGUGCUCCUUUCAGAUUCUGAAGCCAGCAGAUAAGAAACUGUAUCCUUACGGGGGAGGAAUGGGAUCGGGGCGGCCGGUGACUCCUCCACGAAAUUCAGCCAAGGCUGCCAAGGCCAAGAAAUAACCCCCGCCGUCUGAGGUCCCUCCUACAACGCGCCACCUCUGUCGGCCCAGUUCUUCUUCUUUUUUUUUUUUUUUUUUUUUUUUUUAACGUCCCUUUUCCUCUGAAUUCCUUCUGUUUCCUCUUCAUUUUGUAAAAAUAGAUCUUCUCAUGAAUCAUGUACAUUUGAACCUAGCUGCAGCGGGGUGGGGGGGCACUGUUUAAUGCUAAACAGGCUUUUGUACACCAUGUUUCAGAGGUCCAUGUCAGUCUGAGAUGGGGGAGCUGUUUUGGGAUCAACUCACGGUGGGGGGGUGGACAGGUGAAUGCUGAAAGGUGGAGUGACGGCGUGGCUCGUUUUUAUCUUUUCUUCCUUUUUUCAACAUCAACUUUGAUAUGACUUCAUAAUCAUGGACGUGCUGUUUAGAUUUCCUCUUUUAUUUUUGUAGAUACAUGAAACCAGCAUUGUUUUUCUUUAGUUCACUCAAAGUUGACUAAAUAAAAAUCACAGCUCAUUUCAAGUUCGCCAUCAUGCGGAUCA
Messenger RNA from Oryzias melastigma (Indian medaka), 1727 nucleotides. It is a transcript of the gene ppp1caa, whose product is annotated as protein phosphatase 1, catalytic subunit, alpha isozyme a. Gene Ontology annotation, cellular component: cytoplasm; nucleus. The record is from RefSeq and is a predicted model, not a curated record. Gene Ontology annotation, molecular function: protein serine/threonine phosphatase activity. NCBI's taxonomy places the organism in Eukaryota, Metazoa, Chordata, Actinopteri, Beloniformes, Adrianichthyidae.